AUGCCCUCAAAGUUCUCUACACCGGUGGAGAGCAUCCAAGACUGGGUAUAUAAUACGGAUGAUGUUUCAGGGCCACAGCGCCUUGUUCGCCACAUAACCUCUCUCCAAAUCAAGAACUUCACUCCAUUUCCUGCUCGCGACUCUCUUGCGUCUGCCUUAACCCAGCCGACCGAACGACCAUCGCAUACUUCGGAUGAUCUCGACCUCGGGCGGAGCGCUGGACGAACCCGACGCGUUUCCUCCACGUCUAUCUCGUCUCUAUCACAGAUACAAGAAGGCAGAGGGCGACGCCGUACGCUCUCGCGUACGAGUGCGCUGGAGUCUGUCAUGGGAGGUUCGACCCUCAGCACUAGUCCUCCUGUAUCGAGCGAUGUUGGCCAGGACGGAUAUAAUGUUGGAGCGGGAAUGGUGGGAGCUGGGCCGGCACGGAGACCGAGUUUGACGGGCGCAUUCCAACGAAGACCGCGCGCCAAUUCGACCAUGUCAGUGCUGAGCCAGUCGUCCGGGCAAACACACAACUCGAUGCAGGCGCCGUCACAUGGUGCCGGUAUCUGGAUGGACCACAGCCAGGCGACACUUGAGCGCAUCUUGCGGGCACGACUUGUCGAGACUUUUAUCGCCGUCACAGUUCCUUCAUCAUCCGAGAUGCAAUCUGCAUCUGAGCCAGGCAGUCAUGCCGCGGCAUCCGUGUCUCCGGUCUCGCCGCGCACAGCCUCUCCAGUUUCGCCUCGUCGUCCGACUGGACACAAACCCAACAUUUCCAUAUCUGCUUCUGGCUCCGGAAGCUCUCGUUUGAGCAAGUCCUCUGCGACGUCUUCGCUAUCUCCACGCUCCUCCCACCUCUCGAAGACAGCAGAUCGCAAUCACCUAGAACUGGACAACUUAUUUGAUAGCGAAUCUGUAUCACAACCGUCCCUUGUAUCGUUCGCCACAGCCCCGUCCUUCCCUUCAUCUUUACCUUCGACAUCGUCACAUACGCCAUCCUCGGCGACUCGCAGUUCGCGGAUGCAUUUUCCUGGCUCUUCGUCUCAGCGGCAUCCGCGACCGGUGCCAGACUACAUAUCGUCACCCCACCAUCCUUCGACGAAUCCCUCAUUUCCUGUGGACUUCGCUCGAGCUCUACCACCGUGGACAGAUCGGACGAGUGAGCAUGUCACGGUUGAGCUCUGGGCGAAGGUCGUAACUCCGCCGGCAUCAUUGAAAGGGAAGGGGAAGCAGAAGGAAGAGAUACGUGAAGAUGGCGAGGGAGAGUGGCGUAUACUCGAAGAAUGGGUGCUGUCUUUGGCAGAUCUAGUUCCUUUGCCGGAUGAGUUCAUUCAGAAUCCGGCCCGUAUCCCAUUUAACACUCUCAUCGUGUCGCUCUCAACGUUUCCCCACCCAUUAUACCUUCCUCCACCCGACAUCGAUCCAGCACGAACGCGAGCGCGCAGUGUAUCACCUACGCGACGAGACGGCUCAACACCUCCGACAGCUUCACUCUCUGGAGAUGGCUUGAAGAAUCUGCGCGUCGAUGCGUCGACUGCCAGUACCGACAGCAGUAGUAGGGGCGCAAGUACGAUACGGCAGGAGCCUAGUAGUGCUCGAAUACAGCCUCGGACUCGAACUUCAAACUGGCCGGAGCUGCUUAAGCUUGCGACGCUGCAGACGGCACUUGCUGAGACGCGCGCUCAACUCCGGGAUACGAGUGCUGCAUUGGAUGACUUCGUCGCUAGCGAUGAGUUAAUACCUCUGAAACACGAAGUGUCAGAGCGACAGGCGCGCGUUGAUGAGUGGAGAGGCGUUUCAGCGAGGAUGCACAGCGAAGUCGAAGACCUACGGCAACGCAUCAGUGAAAAGCGGAUGGCGCUCCGGGAAAGACGAGAAGAAGUCGACACCGCCUCAAACUUACUCGCAGAUGAUGCGAAGGCCAUCGAGGACACUGCCGCUGAGAUCGCUGCAGAGCGAGAACGCAAUGCUGUGCUUCGCUCACGCAUAGCACCGCGAAGGGCAGCUCUCGUUGCCACGCUCGCAUGGCUCUUCCCAAUCGAGCUGCGCUCGCCUGACGACCUUCUAUUCACGAUCCUCGACAUACCACUAGCUAUACCCGCUGGAGCGACUGAUCCCGCACCGCCAUUGACAUUGCCGGCGCACAAGGAUGUGAAUGAAGACAGCGUCGCCUCUGCACUCGGCUACGCGGCUCUCGUGGUCGGGCUACUGGCUACCUACACGGGGCUAUCGCUCGUCUAUCCGGUCACAUUUAUUGGGAGCAAGAGCGUCAUCAAAGAUGGCAUCAGCGCCAUGGUCGGCCCGAGAAUGUUCCCCUUAUUCUCGCGUGGCGUCGAUACUUAUCGUUUUGAGUAUGGAGUCUUCCUCCUAAACAAGGACAUCGAGCUGCUUAUGGCUGAGCGCGAUCUCCGUGCGCUCGACGUUCGCCAUACGCUGGCGAAUCUCAAGAAUCUCCUCCUCACACUGUCCGACGGUGUCUCCCCUCCCACUACCUUCACCCCAUCACUGUCACUCGCCAGUUCCAUCACACCCACACUGGUAUCUGAUGAGUCAGACUCCGGUCUUGCGUCAAGAGCCGCGAGCCCAACGCCAACGGAGCGAUCAUUAGCUACUGUCAAGGACGGCGAUGCGACCACGCCUACACAGGCUUCUACUUCAGCGGACGCGGAGACCAAGGACAAGGAACCUCCACAACCACCACCGACAACUAGCCGGAUGUCGUUCUUCGGCCUCGGAUUCCUUCGUUCGCGGACCGCACAGACGCCGAGCGUACGAGCAGUUCCCGAAGAGCCUGAGCCAUCGUCUGCUUCCCCUGUGGUCGGAGACUCGUCGACCGCAAAUGGUGGUGCCCUCAACGUCAACGGGAAUGCGAACGGUCGGACAGGACCAGACGCAGAUGAUCGAGGUGUCAGCGAUGCUGCAGAUGGGCAAGCUGUUGGGGACGGCAAAGCCGAAAAGACCUUGGACGGCGAACCGGUCAUCGCUGCACCUCUCGCCACUUGA
Peniophora sp. CBMAI 1063 is the source of this 2988-nucleotide messenger RNA. The record is from the annotation of a GenBank genome assembly. Lineage: Eukaryota; Fungi; Basidiomycota; Agaricomycetes; Russulales; Peniophoraceae.